Molecule: messenger RNA, 519 nt
Organism: Protopterus annectens (West African lungfish)
Lineage: Eukaryota; Metazoa; Chordata; Ceratodontiformes; Protopteridae
Gene: RPL12
Product: ribosomal protein L12
Exons: 4
Biological process (GO): translation
Cellular component (GO): cytosolic large ribosomal subunit; ribosome
Molecular function (GO): structural constituent of ribosome; large ribosomal subunit rRNA binding
Source: RefSeq, a predicted model, not a curated record
AUGAUGAUUCGGAAAUCAGUUUUGGAUUCGCAGUCAAUAGUGGACGUAAUUAAAGUUGUGUAUCUGAGAUGCACAGGUGGUGAAGUUGGUGCCACAUCAUCUUUGGCCCCUAAAAUUGGCUCUUUGGGUUUGUCUCCAAAGAAAGUUGGUGAUGACAUUGCCAAAGCAACUGAUGACUGGAAGGGUUUGAGAUUCAAAGUGAAGUUCACUAUCCAGACCAGAUAGGCCCAGAUAGAAGUAGUGCCCUCAGCAUCUGCCCUGAUAAUCAAAGCCCUAAAGGAACCACCUUGUGACAGGAAGAAGCAGAAGAACAUUAAGCACAGUGGAAGCAUCUUCUUCAACAAGGUGGUGAAUAUUGCCAGAUAGAUGAGGCACCGUUCACUUGCCAGGGAACUUUCUGGUAUAAUUAAAGAGAUCCUUGUCACAGCCUAGUCUAUUGGAUGCAACAUUGGUGGCAUGCCGCCUCAUGACACAAUUGAUGAUAUAAACAUUGGUAAAAUUGAAUAUCCUUCAGAUUGA